GUCAAAUGUCAACAUAAAUCCACCUUUUUUCAAAUAAAUAGAUAAAUUUAAUUUUCAUUUCAUUUCAAAUCAUUUUCACAAGUAACAAAUACCCUCUCGAACCUAUAAAUGUCCCUUUUGCCUAACGUCUCCAAUUUCAGAUUCAUUGUAACCCCAUUUACCAGAUUUUACUCGAAAACCGAAAAAACCAAUUCUAACCUCCUCAAACUGUUGAAAACAAUGCCCAAAGAGCCCAAACAUAUAGCGGAGGCCCAAAAGCAGAGGCUAAGAAUUAAGCAGAAAAACUCCAAGUUCGCCCCCGGAAAAGUUACAGUGCAAAUAUUGGGUACGGGAGCUAAAGGGGCCCCCAGAUCAGUGUACUUGUUUUCAGACCAAAGCCGGUAUUUAUUUAACUGCGGCGAAGGCACACAAAGAUUGGCCCAUGAACACAAAACCAAAUUGGCUAAAUUGGAGCAUAUCUUUAUAACGCACCCGGUAUGGAGGAAUAUUGGAGGCCUACCAGGUACUGCUUUAACUAUCCAGGAUGUUGGGGUACCUCAAAUAAUUUUACAUGGACCUGUAGAACUUAAUGAAUUAUUUCCUGCAACAAGAAGAUUUGUCGUUAUAAGAGAUUUAAAAAUCAAAAUGGCAGAUUGUUCAGAAAAUAGUUGUUUUGUGGAUAACGUUAUGACUGUUAAAUAUGUGUGGCUUACCAGGACAUUGCCCGAAGAAACUGAUAAGGCAAUUCAAGUAGGAACAGAAAAUAAUGAUGCAACUACAUCGACCAAAAGUAAAAAUAGAAGUAGCAGGAAAAGAUCUUCGUCUAGACAUAGAAAUGAAUCUGAAAUAUUUGAAGAUAAUACAGAUUAUUACGCACACGAACGUAAGAAAAAACGAAGUAAAAGUAGAACCCAAUCCCAAAAUCCUACUGAGUCAGGCACAAGAACAAUUCAGGAAACUGCACCAUCAGUAACCCAAACAAUACUAAAGGAGUGCAAAGAAAUGGACCUUUCAAUUUGCUAUAUUUGUCAAUUGCAGCCCCGCCCUGGUACUCUUAAUUUGAAUAAGUGCGUGCAAAAAGGCGUACCUCCUGGGCCUCUAUUGGGCAAAUUAAAAAAUGGCGAAACUGUUACUCUUGCUAAUGGAACAGUGGUGAAAUCCAGUGAGGUUUGCGAACCUGACGAUCCUGGCCCAAUAUUUAUCGUUGUGGAUUGUCCUUCGCCAGAACAUCUUGAAUCUUUGGUGAAUAAUCCAGAGUUGAAAAAACAUCAAAAGUAUGCCACUUCAGAUGGAGAUGUUGCUUGUUUAGUUAUCCAUUUUACAACCAAGGAGAUUAUGCUUUUGCCUGAAUACAAAGAAUGGAUGGACAAUUUCCCUUUGAGCACCGAACACAUUCCAGUAAAUGAAUUGAACUCCUGCAUGGGCAGUAUUGCGGUGCACAGAAUACAACAUAAACUAAACAUGUUAUCGAGUGACUUUUUUCCAUUGUUACAUGAAAAAGGGACCCCGUUUCUGGAUGAAGACAUUGACAAUCAUCAGAGCAAAAAACAAAAGUUUGAUAAAGAGGAGAUGGAUAAAAUCAAAACCGAUUGUGCAGCUCUGCUCAAAAUUUCCAGCAGGCAUGUAGGGGGUUUGAGUAGCUACCAUUUAAGACCUAGAAAAGGGUUUGACAGCACAAGCCACAUAAAUUUAGACCCUCUAGAAUAUACGGGUGAGACAAUGUCUUUGGAAGAGUUUCCAGAGGCCCUUAAAACUCUACAGCAACAAUUGGUUAGUUCAAAAACUAGCCUGAGUUCAAGGGAUUUUCCAAAAAUAUUAUUUUUAGGUACUGGAUCCUGUAUCCCAAACAAAACCCGAAACACUAGCGGUAUUCUAUUGCAAACAAGCGAAACAAAAAACAUUCUACUGGAUUGUGGCGAAGGUACUUGCGGGCAAAUUUUAAGAUUCUUUGGACCAGACAAAGGUGACAGAAUCCUAGCUAACAUUGACGCCAUUUACAUUUCCCAUUUGCACGCCGAUCACCAUAUCGGCCUUAUAGGAGUGUUACAGGCCAGAAAAAAAGCUUUGGACAAAUUAAACAUUGACCGAAGCCCUUUGCAUUUGUUUGCCCCAAAACAAAUAAUGACUUGGUUGAAUUUCUAUGAUAAAUAUUUUGAAUCUAUUGAAGAUGAAUAUGUAUUAGUUGCUAAUGGUGAAAUAGUAUUAAAUAAUACUAUAUUAGCUAAAUCAACAAAAAAUGGCAUCCAAGAGUCUUUGGAUUUAAAAGACAUUAGCACUUGUUUAGUUAAGCAUUGUCCAAAUGCUUUUGGUGUAGCGUUGGUGCAUAAAGAUGGCUACAAAGUAACUUAUUCUGGUGACACAAUGCCUUCUGAACAAUUAGUCGAAUUAGGACGCAACUCAGAUUUGUUAAUCCAUGAAGCCACUAUGGAAGAUGAACUGGAAACUGAAGCAAUAAUCAAGCUGCACUCGACAACGUCCCAAGCCAUCCAAAUAGGCAAAGAUAUGCAAGCUAAGCAUGUAAUCUUGACCCAUUUUAGUCAAAGGUAUGCAAAGUUGCCAAGAUUCAAUGACAAUUUUGCCGAUAAUGUUACCAUAGCUUUUGAUAAUAUGCAAGUGAGACUUGAUGAGUUGCCUUUAGUGCCGCUACUUUAUCCUGCGUUGAAGAUAAUGUUUGCGGAACAUUAUGAGGAAUUGGAACAUAAAACUUUGAAAAGGCAGUUGAGGGCUGAAAGGCUAGCUUUGGCUGAAACUAGCUGAUUUAGUUGUUGAUUUUUUUUUUUUAUGAAUAAACUAUUAAUUAUUUGAAAAAUAUUUGACAAUAAG
Molecule: messenger RNA, 2802 nt
Organism: Ceutorhynchus assimilis (cabbage seed weevil)
Lineage: Eukaryota; Metazoa; Arthropoda; Insecta; Coleoptera; Curculionidae
Source: the annotation of a GenBank genome assembly